GGAAGUAACGGUAUUAAAGACGACGACAACAACAACAGAACACGUUUUCACAAUUUUUUGUUUGCAUCAAAACAACAAUGUCAGAACAAGAUAAUGAUAAUCUUGAAGAUUUAGAUGAUGUUAUAUCACCUGAUGAUGUCGUUGAAAUAAUUGAACUGGAUGAUAAUGGAGUUGUUGUAGAUGCAAUGGAUGAUGUAGUUAUAAUUGAUGAUGACGAUGAUGAUAAUGGAGAUGUAGAUAUGGGAGCCAGUGGAGGUGAGGACAUCAAGGACAUGGCUGAUAUAGUGUUCGACAAACAUACAGAUGCUGUUUUUUGUGUCAGUAUAGACCCAAAGUCAUGUGACCUUGUGGUGACUGGAGGACAAGAUGACAAGGCAUAUGUGUGGAAGUUGUCAACUGGAGAGGUACUUUUUGAAUGCAUAGGACAUAAAGACUCAGUGACAUGUACUGGAUUUAGUCAUGAUGGUGUCUAUGUUGCUACUGCAGACAUAUCAGGACUUGUUAUUGUGUGGAAAAUUGACUCUAAAGAAGUAGUAUUCACAUUUGAAUGCUCCGAUGCAGAGUGGAUGAAAUGGCACCCAGCCUCUCAUGUUUUGUUUCUCGGCACUGUUGAUGGAGAUGUAUGGAUGUGGAAGAUCCCCAGUGGUGACUGUAAAACUCUACAAAGUCAUGGUCGUACAGCAUCAUGUGGAGUUGUCUUAGGUGAUGGAAAAAGAAUGUGUGUAGGUUAUGAUGAUGGCUCAGUUAAAUUAUGGGAUUUAAAAUCAGGGACAAUACAACAUAGUGUCACAGGUAAUUCAGCUCACAAGUCAACGGUGUUAUCUGUAGAUGUGAAUCCAUUAAACAAUCUUAUCAUAUCUGGGUCAACUGAUGUCACUGCAAAAAUUAUCAAUGGUGCUACAGCUAAGGUUUUAGCAACUUUUGAUUGUUCAUCUCCAGGUGUAGAAGAGAAUUCAGUAGAAACUGUAGGAUUUUCACCAACGCAUGCAUUUGCAGCAACAGGCACUGUGGCUGGAGUGUUAAGCAUAUGGGAUACAAAUACACAGAUCUGUAGACAUAGGUGUCCUCAUAAUGCUGGUAUAGUUAGUUUGCAAUGGGACAAGUUAUCUCCCAUGGUAUAUACAAGUUGUUUAGAUGGCGCUAUACGCCUAUGGAAUGCUCGUAGUGGAGAACUAACAUCAACAUGGACAGGACAUAGAGAUUCCAUUCUAGGCUUUGAUAUUUCAAAGGAUGGCAACUGGUUGGUGACAGCUUCAGAUGAUAAUACUGCAAGAGUAUUCUCCCUUAGUUCACCAGACAGAUGAGGGGAAUUAUGGUCAAAAGAUAGGAACUUCAAGCAAUUGUGAUAUGAUAAUGAUUUCUGCAUUAUGCAAUAAAUGUAUGAGGAAAAAAGCAACAAGAUAUCUUUUUGAAAACCAAGAUAAUUUCAUAAUAAAGUACACAUUAUUUCUAUUCAAAACCAAGAUAUGGGAAGACACAAUUUU
Molecule: messenger RNA, 1484 nt
Organism: Ruditapes philippinarum (Manila clam)
Lineage: Eukaryota; Metazoa; Mollusca; Bivalvia; Venerida; Veneridae
Product: angio-associated migratory cell protein-like
Exons: 11
Coding region: 78-1304 (408 amino acids)
Molecular function (GO): protein binding
Source: RefSeq, a predicted model, not a curated record